Cutaneotrichosporon cavernicola is the source of this 1254-nucleotide messenger RNA. RefSeq lists its product as uncharacterized. The transcript has a single exon. Gene Ontology annotation, molecular function: diaminopimelate decarboxylase activity. NCBI's taxonomy places the organism in Eukaryota, Fungi, Basidiomycota, Tremellomycetes, Trichosporonales, Trichosporonaceae. The record is from RefSeq and is a predicted model, not a curated record. Bases 1 to 1254 code for a protein of 417 amino acids.
AUGGCCACACCCUUCCACCGUGUGAACGGAGCGUUGUUUGUCGAGGGCGUGUCGGCGACAGCGCUCGCCGGGGCAUAUGGGACGCCGCUGUACGUGUACUCGCGCGCGGCACUCGAGGCUGCAUACCACGCAUACGUUGGCGGCGGGCCCAUCAAGGUGCACGUCGCAGUCAAGGCGAACAGCAACAUUGGCGUGCUGGGUCUCUUUGCAAAGCUCGGCGCGGGCUUCGAUAUCGUGUCGGGCGGCGAGCUCCAGCGCGUGCUGGCAGCAGGCGGGCGAGCGCGGGAUGUCGUCUUCAGCGGCGUCGGCAAGAGCGUGGCCGAAAUGCGCAUGGGGAUCGAUGUAGGGGUGAAGUGCUUCAACGUGGAGAGCAUUCCUGAGCUGGAACGUCUUAACGAAAUAGCCGGCCAGAUGGGGGCAGUUGCGCCCAUCUCCCUCCGCGUCAACCCCGAUGUCGACCCCAAGACGCACCCGUACAUCUCGACAGGUCUUAAGGACAACAAGUUCGGCGUCGCAUUCGAGGACGCGUUGCCGACGUACCGUGCGGCCGCAGGGAUGAAGAAUCUGCGCGUCAUGGGCAUUGACUGUCAUAUUGGCAGCCAAAUCACGAGCGUGGAACCAUACCUCGACGCGCUGGACAAGGUGCUGGACCUGGUUGAUGAGGUCGAGGGUGCCGGGAUCGAGAUCCACCACCUCGAUGUUGGUGGCGGUCUCGGCAUCGACUACGGGAAUGGCGAUGUGCCUCCCGACAGGACCGAGUUCGUACGCGCCAUCCUUGCGCACAUUGAGAAGAGGAAAGCGCCCCGCAAGCGCGAGGUGUGGUUUGAACCAGGCCGCUCCCUCCUCGGCGAUGCGGGCAUCAUGCUUACGACCGUCGAAUUUCUCAAGCCUGGUGCUGCCAAGAACUUCUGCAUCAUCGACGCGGGAAUGAACGACCUCGCUCGGCCGUCCAUGUACCAGGCGUAUCAUGCCGUCGAGACGGUCGAGCAGCCCCAAGGGAAGAGCAGGACAUGGGACGUCGUGGGGCCCGUGUGCGAGAGCGGUUGCUGGAUUGGACGGGACCGCGAGCUUUUGCUACGCCAAGGAGACGUCUUGGCUGUGCGUUCGGCAGGAGCUUAUGGUUUCACCAUGGCUUCAAAUUACAACACUCGAGCACGGCCUGCCGAGCUUGUAGUGGAUGGGGCCAAGGUCCAUGUAGUGCGGGAGCGUGAAACAAUCGAGUCAUUAUACGCUGGUGAACAUCUCGUCGAAUAG